AGUCGGGUCGAGCGAGAUCCUAGAUCCUAUUACCAUAUUAACCAUCAUCACCAUUAUUUGUUAUCGAUACCCUCACAACUUUGCUGCGACAACAUCAACCAUCACUGCUGGACACCAAACUGGAGAGCGUCACACUUCCGAACCUACAAGAAGGUAGCUCGACGACGUCGACGGGUCAUACGGGAUCGCCCUUGCUCGAGGAGUGGUUGAAUCAUCCUCGACGUCGCUGGUCCAGAUCGUCGUGACGACCUUAAAAGGGAGAUCAACAACCAUACAAGUAUAUACUGAAGUGGUCAAUCUCGUCACUUCAUCGAACUCUGCUAUAUCAUGCAGAAUCCCCAGAAUCCCAAUCCUGCGCCCUCGGCAACGGGGCCGACAUCCACCCCUGCAUCCUCUCAACCCACUCAGCUUAAACCAAACAACCUUCAACCUCAACCUCGACCUCAACUUCAAUCUCAAUCUCAACCCAUUCGACCACCUGCACAAAUGCAACCUCAAUCUUCAGCUCAACAGAUCAAUAGACCUCCCAGUCAGAACCAAGCCGGACCACCUGCCCCCUCGACAGCUUCGAGCACGUCGGGCUUGUUAGAUCGUACGGGGGACAAGGCGAGGUCGGGACCGGCGGGUGGGCCUGUGUCGGGUGGCAACAUGCAGGGGUCGACGAACGGGCCAGGGCCGGGGCCGGGGCAGAUGAUGAAUGGAGGUGGCGGUAAUGUUCGACCUGGACCUGCUCCGGGGGGUCUGGGCCAUCCUAAUAGACCUACCAAUAUUACCAUCCCCUCCGCCUUCCCUGCCAUCCCGAAUUCGAACGGAAAUGGACAGGGACCUCAUCAUCCUCCCAACUCUGCUCUGAACACCCCGGCUGGAUCGACAGCGAAUACUCCUACUGGGACAUCUACAGUUGGCGGUCCCAAUUCCAACUUUACUCGUACAAACAAUAACAACCCUUCUUCCAACUCCAACUCCAACUCCAACUCCAACUCUACCUAUCAACCGUCCCACCCGACACGCAUGAUCGGGCAAAACGACCGGAGCGUCGUGGGUCAAGGAAGGUUGUUUGCGGAACCUUUGGCCAAGGAGAUCGCUAGGACGCAUAUCGAAAGGGCGGGGGGCAGGCCCAAAGUCAACAAUAACAACAAUAGUAGCAGCACUCAGAAUCACGGGAACAAUUACGGUUACGAUGUCAAGGGGAUGGUCAUGGCCGACAGGGCUGUGGAAGGGAUGUUGGCUAGCAUGAUGCGGUCGGCGAAUCGGAUCAAGGAGCAUAGGGUGGCGUAUACGAACCCUCGAGUUCCACCUUUCUGGCCUUCGUCUUCCACAUCCGGUUCCACCGAUGCCGGGGCGAAGGUGGGGGUGAAGAAGGAAUCUGGUGGACAGGAUGAGAUGGACGUCGAUACCAAGGAAGAAGGUGGGGCUAAACAAGAGGUCCCGAUGUGGAAGAUCGAAGUCCUCGACGACCCUCGCAAAGAUAUCUAUACUGCCCAUGCUUCUAUCGAGGAGAGUGAGAAGGCCAAGAAGAGCGCGAGGGUCAAGGAGAGGAUAGAGUAUGAUCAGAGGAAACGUGACGAAGCCGAGGGAAGGAUCUUGGGGAUGGGGAUGGAGGUGGACGAGGUGAAGGGGGAGGGAGAAGGUAUGCAGGUCGUUGGGAACUCGGGAGGAUCGGCUGUAGGGGCUUCGUCUGGGCCUUCCACUCCGGGACCUGGAGCCGGAGCUGGACCUUCCACCCCGGGCUUGGUCGCACCCGAUUCGCUGAGCACCCCGUCGAACAAGAAGAAGUCUACCAAAAGAAACCCUCAGGCGGAACAAGACCUGGCCGCCCGUCGAGCCGACGAAGCCAUGAGGAAGGAGUCCUCACGGGCCAUCUCGUCGAUCAAGGGGAUGGGCAAAAAGUAUUCCUGGAUGACCGGUGGUGGGGUGGGGGCUAGUCCGAAGACACCCCUGAGCAAGCUCGGAGUAGGCGGAUUGGGCAGUGGGGGGAAGAACAGGAGGACGAGCAUGUUGGUGGAUGGCAAGAUCAAGAUCGAUUCGGGGGGUAGUGGUGCUUCUUCCCCCUCGACCCCUGGACCGGCGGGCAUGAGGGGCAACAAGCGACCGUUCGAUGGGACUCCUUUGAGCAUGUCGAAGCGGACCAAGAAGGGGUCGGGCUUGAUGAACGAGAUGACUUUGGGGACCGCUCCGUCAAAGCCGAACCCUUACGAGUUUGUCAAGGUCGACGACAAGCUGGGGAUGAACGACGUGAUGACGGCCUUCCGGCGCGAGGUCGUCAGAGGGGGUCCUAAUCGGGCCAUGUACGAGAAGAAGUAUUUCGAAAUCAUGGUCCUCAUGGCGGAAGCGGCCCACGAGGAGUGGAAGAAGGAUAACGCUGGAUUGGGGGGAAGCACGAUUGCGGGUGGGAGUUCGCUCGCCCUGGAUUAGAAUAGCGAUGAAGGAGUGAAAGGAAGGCAAUUUACCGGAGAAUCCACCGAGACUCGGAUGGAGGAUCGGUUUGAUGAGAUGGCGUCAGAUCCAUAAGAUGGCGUCAGUGGGGAAAUGGGUCAAGCGCUGCGCAUCGCUUCGCAGUAUGAAUGGAUGGCCCGUAUGGCAGCGCGGUCGUGCUGAACUCGUCACAUGUCCACGAAAGCCGGAGAAGCAUGCAUCAUGUCUUCCUGCCUGAAGAGGGAGGCGGGCUUCUACAUCGAAAUUUCACGAAAACGAAAACAGCCAUGUAUACACUAUCAAUUAGACGACAAAGCAACACAUUGAGAUGGAAUGAUCAUGCUUCUUCAGGCCUCGUAGUUCGUGGAACCGAGGC
Molecule: messenger RNA, 2791 nt
Organism: Filobasidium floriforme
Lineage: Eukaryota; Fungi; Basidiomycota; Tremellomycetes; Filobasidiales; Filobasidiaceae
Exons: 2
Coding region: 328-2415 (695 amino acids)
Source: RefSeq, a predicted model, not a curated record